AUGUCCAAGGAAGAGCGGCCACAGCCGCAGCGGCAAACGACAAUGAACCCUGCCCACAACGAGGCUAACACAAGCAUACCAGUCACGCCCGGCAUCACCGAUGCCGCCUACAUCGACCAGAACCCCUUCUCAAAGGACUUCAGCGAGUCGUUACCGGCGUUCGAUGCUUCCGCAGGCACGAGUGGCCCGCAAUGGAACUCCAACGGGCCACCCGAUGGCGGAUCGGGCGACGACCUGCUCCGUAGCAUGAGUGAUUCCACUCGCGCCCAGUAUCCCGACCUUGCCGAUGUCGACCCCAGAAGCACCCAUCCCGGCCUGAACCUCAGUGGCCACAUUAUUAGUGCGACGUUCUGUGUACCAUACAAGAUCGCCUAUGCACCCGGUGCCGAAUGGGAGCUCCACUCUCGGAGAGGUACUUCUGCAUUGUUCGAUUCGUUCUCCUACCUUGCCUCGACCGAGUCACCAUGGAAUCACACUCUCGUCGGCUGGACAGGUGAAAUUAACCUCGCGCCACCCAAGAACAGUGCGAUGUCGAAUGGUGUGGCAAACUCAUCACUCCACGCGCAUCCGAUCAACAAAGCGUCGGCACCCAUCCCGCUUGACACGAAGCACUCACCAAAAGAUCAGCAGGAGCCCACGGAGCUUCGCAUUCCUCCAGAGGAGCGUAGGCGCUUGGAGGUGCAGCUUGAGCGUGACCACGGCGGUCGAGUGUGUCCGGUUUGGCUGCCUGAUUCCGUAGAUGAUGACGAGGUCUUCACGCUGAAGAACCAGCAACAAUGGAGACGGUACGCCGAACAUGAGCUCUUCACACUGUUUCACUACAAGACAAACGAACCCGCAGAUGGUCGCGCACUUCGCAAGGCCUGGGCAGACUACUACCGCUUGAACACGGCAUUCGCGGACGCCAUCAUGAGCGUGUUCAAGCCGGGCGAUAUCGUCCUAGUGCACGACUACCAUCUGUUGCUCCUGCCAAACAUGCUCCGCCAGAGAGUGUCCACAAUAUACGUGGGCUUCUUCUUGCACGUCCCAUUCCCCAGUAGCGAGUACUACCGCUGCCUGACGCGGAGAAAGGAGGUGCUCGAAGGCAUGCUCGGCGCCAACAUGAUCGGUUUCCAGGCCUACGCAUACUCACGCCACUUCUCUUCGUGCUGUACCCGUAUACUAGGCUUCGACUCGUCCUCCGCUGGCGUUGACGCCUUCGGCACGCAUAUUGCUGUGGACGUCUUUCCGAUUGGCAUCAACGCGGGCUCUGCACUGCUGUCAGCGUUCGAGUCACCAGAGGUUGAGAAGAAAGUGAAGGCGCUGAAGGAGUUGUAUGCCGGCAAGCUGAUCAUAGUUGGUCGCGACCGCCUAGACUCUGUCAGAGGCGUCGCGCAGAAGCUGCAAGCAUUUGAGAUUUUCCUCGAGAGACAUCCAGCGAUGCGCGACAAGGUAGUGCUGAUCCAAGUCACAAGUCCAACUAGUAUCGAAGACCAAUCAGAUGGGAUCGACAAGACGGCGAACAAGAUUUCUGACCUCGUUUCUCGGAUCAACGGCGAAUACGGCUCGCUCAGCUUCACGCCAGUUCAGCACUACCCGCAGUAUCUUCCGAAGGAGGAGUACUUCGCGCUGCUACGCAUUGCCGAUUUAGGUUUGAUCACGAGCGUUCGUGAUGGUAUGAACACUACCGCGCUCGAAUACGUAGUAUGCCAGCGUGACAAUCACGGUCCACUCAUCAUCUCCGAGUUCUCAGGCACCGCCGGAAGCCUCGGUGACGCACUCCACAUCAACCCAUGGGACCUUAGCGGCACAGCGGACGCCAUCAACAUCGCCCUCACUAUGACAGACGAAGAAAAGCGCGUUGCUCACGCCCAGCUGUACAACCAAGUCACGCGUAAUACCGUGCAGGCUUGGACUUCCAACUACCUCAAGCGCCUUCUCACCAAUCUCUCCUCCUUCGAUCAAUCCUCCGCCACACCACUCCUCGAUCGCGCCAAACUCCUCCAGCAAUACCGCAACUCCUCUCGGCGCCUCUUCAUGUUCGACUACGACGGCACCCUCACCCCAAUCGUGAAAGACCCACAAGCAGCCAUCCCCUCCGACCGCGUCAUCCGCACCCUCAAAGCCCUCGCCUCCGACCCCAACAACGCCGUCUGGAUCAUCUCCGGCCGCGACCAGGCCUUCCUCGACGAGUGGAUGGGCCACAUACCCGAGCUCGGCCUCUCCGCCGAACACGGCAGCUUCAUGCGCCACCCUAACACCGCCAACUGGGAGAACCUGACCGAGACUUUCGACAUGAGCUGGCAGUCGAAGGUGCUAGAAGUAUUCGAAUACUACACCAGCAAGACUCCCGGCGCGUUUGUUGAGCGAAAGAAAAUCGCCUUGACGUGGCAUUACCGCCGCGCGGAGCAGGAGAAUGCUAAGGUCAUGGUGCGUGAGUGCCAGAAGAAUUUGGAGCAGACGGUGGCGAAGACGUAUGAUGUGGAGGUUAUGACGGGGAAGGCGAAUUUGGAGGUGAGACCGAGGUUUGUGAACAAGGGGGAGAUUGCGAAGAAAUUGGUCAAGGCUUAUGGGUCGGCGACGCAUCAUAUGCCAGACUUUGUGUUGUGUCUGGGUGAUGACUUUACGGAUGAAGAUAUGUUCCGUUCCCUGAACGCAUCGAAGCUAAACCGCGACCACGUCUUCGCCGUGACGGUCGGCGCAUCGAACAAGCAGACGCUGGCGCAGUGGCAUCUACUUGAACCCGCCGACGUCAUCUCCGCAGUGGCGUUGCUGAACGGGCAGAGCGAUAGCGGAAACGUCGGGGCGAUCGCUGUCGUUGAUGGCGGUGUCCCGGAGUCAAGGUUGUGA
This is a messenger RNA of Baudoinia panamericana UAMH 10762, 2829 nucleotides long. RefSeq names its product glycosyltransferase family 20 protein. Gene Ontology annotation, cellular component: alpha,alpha-trehalose-phosphate synthase complex (UDP-forming); cytosol. Gene Ontology annotation, molecular function: catalytic activity. The transcript is spliced from 3 exons. Gene Ontology annotation, biological process: trehalose biosynthetic process; fungal-type cell wall organization; cellular response to heat. Bases 1 to 2829 code for a protein of 942 amino acids. The record is from RefSeq and is a predicted model, not a curated record. Lineage: Eukaryota; Fungi; Ascomycota; Dothideomycetes; Mycosphaerellales; Teratosphaeriaceae.